AUGGGCAAGGCAGCGAAGAAAAAAUACUCUGGCAUUUCUACUGGGAAGGAAGUUCCCUCCGAGCAGCACAUGAAUACAGUGUUCAAGUUUAAUACCGAUCUAGGUCAGCAUAUUCUGAAAAACCCCUUGGUUGCUCAGGGAAUUGUCGAUAAGGCACAGAUAAAACCGUCAGAUAUUGUCCUGGAGGUGGGUCCUGGUACCGGUAACCUGACGGUCCGCAUUUUGGAGCAAGCCAGAAAGGUGGUGGCGGUCGAAUUUGAUCCGCGAAUGGCGGCUGAGUUGACCAAGCGUGUGCACGGUACGCCGGCGGAGAAGAAACUUGAGAUCAUGUUGGGCGACUUCAUGAAGACCGAGCUGCCCUACUUUGAUAUUUGCAUCAGUAAUACCCCUUAUCAGAUCUCAUCGCCACUGGUGUUCAAGCUUAUCAACCAGCCCCGCCCACCACGUGUGUCCAUUCUGAUGUUCCAGCGAGAGUUUGCGAUGCGUCUGCUUGCUCGCCCGGGUGACUCCUUGUACUGUAGACUUUCUGCGAACGUGCAGAUGUGGGCCAAUGUAACCCAUGUCAUGAAGGUUGGUCGUAAUAAUUUCCGCCCCCCACCACAGGUGGAGUCCAGUGUGGUACGGAUCGAGAUCAAAACCCCCCGCCCUCCUGUGGACUUCAAUGAGUGGGAUGGCUUACUGAGAAUCGUGUUCGUCAGGAAGAAUAGAACGAUCUCUGCAGGAUUCAAGUCCACUGCUGUAUUAGAAAUAAUGGAGAAGAAUUACAAGGCUUACUUGGCCACGACUAAUGAUGCUAUGGUCGAUGACGCGAAGGGAUCUUUGGCGGAACAAGUAAAACAGAAGAUCGAGACUGUCCUUGCAGAAACUGGGUUAUCUGACAAGAGAGCAGGAAAGUGCGACCAGACUGAUUUCUUGAAAUUGCUCUACGCUUUUCACCAGGUUGGGCUUCAUUUUUCAUAA
This is a messenger RNA of Eremothecium gossypii ATCC 10895, 960 nucleotides long. It is a transcript of the gene DIM1, whose product is annotated as putative dimethyladenosine transferase. The record is from RefSeq and is marked provisional. Gene Ontology annotation, molecular function: rRNA (adenine-N6,N6-)-dimethyltransferase activity. Gene Ontology annotation, biological process: rRNA methylation. Bases 1 to 960 code for a protein of 319 amino acids. Gene Ontology annotation, cellular component: mitochondrial matrix. The transcript has a single exon. Lineage: Eukaryota; Fungi; Ascomycota; Saccharomycetes; Saccharomycetales; Saccharomycetaceae.